GGUCAUUUUAUAAACAAUAACAUUUCGAUGGACUUCUUAGCCGUACCAAAUAUAAACAAAUUAAUACCAAAAAGACAUAAUACACGCUUUUAAAGUAGAUCAAACUUUUAUUAAAACAUGAGCUGCAACUACGCGGAUGGAUUGUCUGACUACGACAACAAGGGAAUCCUGGGAGCACCAGAGAGUUUCGACAGCGAUGAGGAUGUGGCCGAAAAGUGCCAGGAACUGGUUGAUUUGAUUAAGAAAUCCGGGCACGUUGUGAUCCACACGGGAGCUGGAAUCAGUACGUCCGCAGGGAUUCCGGAUUUCCGCGGACCCAAGGGCGUUUGGACCCUGGAGGAGAAGGGCGAGAAGCCGGACUUCAAUGUCUCCUUCGAUGAAGCCAGACCAACUAAAACCCAUAUGGCUAUCAUAGCUCUAAUUGAAAGUGGCUACGUGCAGUACGUAAUCUCCCAGAAUAUUGAUGGUCUCCACUUGAAAUCCGGACUGGAUCGGAAGUAUAUUUCCGAGUUGCACGGCAACAUUUACAUCGAACAGUGUAAGAAAUGCAGACGACAAUUUGUGAGCCCUACUGCCGUGGAAACAGUGGGUCAAAAAUCCCUUCAACGUGCCUGCAAGUCUUCAAUGGAUAGCAAAGGUCGUAGCUGCAGAUAUGGAAUCCUAUACGACAACGUUCUGGACUGGGAGCAUGAUCUUCCCGAAAACGACCUUGAAAUGGGUUUGAUGCACUCCACCGUCGCUGACCUAAAUAUUGCGCUUGGAACCACUUUGCAGAUCGUUCCCAGUGGUGACCUUCCUUUAAAGAAUCUGAAACGCGGUGGAAAAUUUGUCAUUUGUAAUCUGCAGCCCACAAAACAUGACAAAAAGGCUAACUUAAUCGUAUCCAGCUAUGUGGAUGUGGUUUUGUCCAAGGUGUGUAAGCUAUUGGGUGUUGAGAUACCCGAAUAUUCGGAGGCAGCCGAUCCUACAAAGCAGUCCAAGCCAAUGGAGUGGACCAUACCCACAAGCAAUGUAAAUACCUUUCACAAACAGUAUAACAAGUUUGUAAAAGACUCUAAAAUUGAAUAUAAAGCUAAGAAAACGAAGUACACAUAAGUCAAAAGUUUAAAAUGGUUAAUAUUUAAAUAGCUCGUUAGAAACACAAAGCAUUUAGCACCCAACUAUUUCAUUACUUUGAGGUAUUUUAUAAGUUAAUUUUAAUUAGUUUUUAAUGACUGAUGCUUUAUUGAUUUCUAAAUGUACCAUAUAUAAUUUGUUUAGAUG
Drosophila mauritiana is the source of this 1263-nucleotide messenger RNA. It is a transcript of the gene Sirt6, whose product is annotated as NAD-dependent protein deacetylase Sirt6. NCBI's taxonomy places the organism in Eukaryota, Metazoa, Arthropoda, Insecta, Diptera, Drosophilidae. The coding region runs from base 118 to 1095 and encodes 325 amino acids. Gene Ontology annotation, molecular function: NAD+ binding. The record is from RefSeq and is a predicted model, not a curated record. The transcript has a single exon.